Dioscorea cayenensis subsp. rotundata (Guinea yam) is the source of this 986-nucleotide messenger RNA. RefSeq lists its product as uncharacterized. The transcript has 4 exons. Bases 338 to 910 code for a protein of 190 amino acids. The record is from RefSeq and is a predicted model, not a curated record. Lineage: Eukaryota; Viridiplantae; Streptophyta; Magnoliopsida; Dioscoreales; Dioscoreaceae.
GUACUACACCGAACCUUAAAACACAUGGAAAGAAGUGUGCAAUGAUGGCUACCUAUGUUAUUGGCAGCAGUUUCAGUCUCAUUUUACUUGGCAACUGUAUUAUGUCAAAGAAGUGGAAAAAAUGUUUAACAAGAAGGCUGCUGAGUGGUUGUGGAGAAAUCUAGCUCGUGCCCGAGAGAAGAGAAAGAGACCAUAAUGGAUUAGGCACAAUGUUUGGGAGCGGUUGCUAUUGAUUUGGAAUGAUGCAAAAUAUAGGAAAUAAUGUUAUAAGAAUAAAAAGAGACGGCAGUAGAAAAAUGAGGGAUCUACGAUAAUUUAUCAUGGUGGUUCCAUCUUUAUGAUUGAACAUAGAGAUAGACUAGAAGCCAAAUUGGGCCACAAGGUAUCCAUAGUGGAGGAUUUUAAAGAAGUUUAUCAAAAGGAUGAUGGGAGUUGGAAUGAGCAAGGGGCCCAAUUAGCACAUGAGAAAUUUGCCAAAGCUCGCCAAGACAUAUUGGCUCAAGAAGGCCAAGGGGUAGAAAUUGAUGAUAAUAAACUAUGGUGGGACAUAUUUGGGGUAUCAAAAAAUCGAUGUUAUGGCAUGGGUGGUAACCUUGUUGAGAAGAUAGCUUCUGAUUAUUCUCAUUUGCAAUCUCAAUGGUGUACUUCAAGAACUCAGCAAUUUGUUCCUUCUAUACCACCAGAGGUUAUUAGUAAGCUAGAAAUUUUAAAGAAAGCAUACGAGGAGCAGAAGCAGCAGAUCCAAUACAUCUUUUCUCUAUUAGAAUCUCGAGGUAUUCAGGUAAACUUUGAGAUAACUCCUCGUACUUCUCAUGCUGCUGCUAGGACUGGGGAGUCUGCUUCCCAUGCCCCUCACACUUCAGAGGAUGUUGAACAGCCCCAGCCUGUCGAUGAAAUUGCAACAAAGUGAAUGUGAUGCUUUGAAUUAUUACAUUAGAUACUUUUAUAACUUUCGAUUGUUAUAUUAGAUGUUUAGACUAUUACAU